Brassica napus (rape) is the source of this 2089-nucleotide messenger RNA. RefSeq lists its product as uncharacterized. Bases 138 to 1616 code for a protein of 492 amino acids. Gene Ontology annotation, molecular function: acetylglucosaminyltransferase activity. Lineage: Eukaryota; Viridiplantae; Streptophyta; Magnoliopsida; Brassicales; Brassicaceae. The record is from RefSeq and is a predicted model, not a curated record. The transcript has 4 exons.
ACCCGACCCGUAAAACUGAAACCAUUCACUGUAACGGAGACGGUUUCGCCUUCCAGCUUCCGACAAACACAAAGCCUCGACGAAUUCACUGGAAGAGAGAGAGAGAGAGAAAAAACCGAACAAACAAUACUCCAGAAAUGAACCAGACAAGACGAAAGAGACGAUCCGAUCCACCUCUCUCUAGACCCGACUCCCUCUCCCCUGAGAUGCCCUUCCCCUCCAAAUCACCAUCACUUCUCUCUCCCCGCGUCAGAAACAUCUUCCUACUCCUCACCUUCUGCUCCAUCGUCUUCACCCUCUUCACCUACUGCACCUUCCGCCGCGACCAAAUCUCCUCCAUCGCUCGCUCCUUGCCCCUCUUCUCCACCCAGCGCCGCCACCUACUCUUCUCAAUCGCCGCCUCUCGCGACUCCUGGCUCCGCCGCAGCUCCUACGUCCGUCUCUGGUACUCUCCCAACUCCUCCACGCGCGCCGUCGUCUUCCUCGAUCGCCGCAGACUCGAUCCCGAUCCCGAUCACACCCUCCCUCCCGUGAUCGUCUCCCAAGACGUCUCUAGGUUCCCUUACACCUUCCCCGGCGGUCUCCGGUCGGCGAUCCGCGUCGCGCGCGUCGUCAAAGAGACAAUUGAUCGUGGAGAUGAUAAUAAAGACGUGCGGUGGUUCGUCUUCGGAGAUGACGACACUGUCUUCUUCGUGGACAAUCUCGUGACGGUUUUGUCAAAGUACGAUCACCGGAAGUGGUGGUACGUCGGGAGUAACUCGGAGUUUUAUGAUCAGAACGUGAGGUACUCGUUUGAUAUGGCGUUUGGUGGCGGAGGGUUCGCGAUCAGCGCUUCGCUUGGGAAGGUUCUUGCUAGGGUUUUGGAUUCUUGUUUGAUGAGGUAUGCGCAUUUGUAUGGGAGCGACUCCAGGAUCUUCUCUUGCUUGGCUGAGCUUGGUGUUGCGUUGACUCACGAACCUGGGUUUCAUCAGAUUGAUGUAAGAGGGAACUUAUUUGGACUGCUAUGUGCGCACCCUUUAGCUCCACUGGUAUCACUUCAUCACUUAGACGCAGUUGAUCCCUUCUUUCCGAAAACAAACCGGACUGAAUCCGUGGCUCGUCUCAUCAGUGCUGCAAGUUUUGAUUCCGCUAGGAUAUUGCAGCAGAGCGUGUGCUAUGAUUCUUCGAACAUAGUGACUGUUUCGGUUGUGUGGGGCUACGCGAUUCAAGUCUAUGAAGGCAAUAAACUCCUCCCGGAUCUUCUCACCCUGCAAAAAACAUUCUCUACAUGGAGGAGAGGGUCAGGUGUCCGGAGCAACUAUAUGUUCAGCACAAGAGAGUAUCCCAGGGAUCCAUGUGCGAGACCGCUCGUCUUUUUCUUGGAUAGUGUAGGAUCAGAUGGAAUUGAUGGGACAUGGAGUAGCUAUAAGCUUCAUAAUGUGGGAAACUGCCACAGAGCAGAAGCGCUUAAGCGACUACAACGCAUCCGUGUUCUGUCUCGUAAGCUGAAACUUAAUGUUGAACAGAUGAAUCCGCCUCGCCGUCAGUGCUGUGACAUCUCAUCGCCUUUUAACACUUCAAUGGUCAUUAACAUAAGGCAAUGCAUGCCUGAUGAGCUAAUUGCCAUGAACACUUAGCGUUUUUUUUUUUCUUUCUCUAACCAUUCACUUCAAGAAUCAGCUAAACAGCGCCUGAGUCUAAUAUUCUUCUGAUGUAAAUCAAUGGCAGAAUCCUGAGCUUGUAGGGGUGGGUUAGUUUUAUUCUUCCUGACUAAGUUCAGAAGUAAAUGUCUUAUAGAAGAGACCCGAGAUUCGAAGGAUUGUGUAUUUUCGACCAAGUUUGUUUCUUUGUCUUACUUCCUUUUGCUCAAGGAAAAGAAUGAAGCUCAGAUCCUUCCUCUCUGUAUAUAAAGUUGUGCAGGCAUUGAUUUUUCUCAUACUCCAUCAUCCUAAGUUUUGAGUUUGUUUUUUUGUCAUGUGGUGUUGACUGGUGAGAGUCACUUUGCUCUUUGAAUGUUACUCACUCAACCGUUGUUUUUUUUGGACACAAAUGUAACAUAUCUACAAAACUUAAUUAAUUUAUUUGCUAAAUACCAAAACAUUAUUCUUCA